Molecule: messenger RNA, 522 nt
Organism: Ustilaginoidea virens
Lineage: Eukaryota; Fungi; Ascomycota; Sordariomycetes; Hypocreales; Clavicipitaceae
Exons: 3
Coding region: 1-522 (173 amino acids)
Source: RefSeq, a predicted model, not a curated record
AUGUUUCCCAGAGGGCGGGGUGUUUCGUCGCCCCGGGCUACUAAGCAAUGCCCUGCGGAUGCAGCUGCUACGCCCCGCCGUGCUUUGUGCUCUGACCGAGGGGAGACGGCGGCUGAUCUCUCGAAACGCAGUCCUCUGAGUUUGUCAAGUUGGGAAUCCGGAUCGAGAGGACGCCAUGAUGGGGACUUGGUGCUCGAACCUGGGGCGGAAGUCACGGCCUCUUGCUCGCCGGGGCAAAAGAUGCUGGACCGAGAAGAUGAUGAUGCCCCAGGCGGCGCAGGCGGCGCAGGCGGCGCAGACGUCGCCCGUACGAAAAGCAAGCGAGCUUCUUCUGCAGGGCAUGGCCGCUGGAGGCUGCUGUACUUGUCAACCGCUGCACCACGCGCCGAAACACGGAGCACGGAGUACACUGGGUGGUAUUUGGCUGUUUCAUAUUUGGGGCGUGGAGGCUGGGAGCAUGGAGGAGCAUGCAAGUCGCUGGAAGCUUCCUCGCCUGGCAAUCACUUAUCCAAGGCAAGAUAG